CGGAGCGGAGCCGGGGUUGCACCGGGAAUCCGAGCCGGAGCGGAACCUAAGCCGGACCGGCGAGCGAGCGAGCUGGGCGGCGGCGUGCAGCGCCGUUGAGGGCGCUGCCCCGCGCGCUCUCAGGCCGCCACGGUGUCUGGGGCACUUCAAAGGAGGAUCAGCUCCCGGGGCCGAAGAGCGGGGGUCAGGCGUGGGUGCUGCCGAGGGUGCAAGGCCGGAUCGGAGCCCCAGCCCGACGCGUAGGUUGGCGCUGGGGGUCGGGGUCUGAGGCUUGGGCGCUGCCUGGGCCGAGCGGAGAUCCGCGUUUGCCUCCCGUCCCGGCUUAGGACCGCGAGUGGGUGACGCGGCCCCGGGAGCAUGAGCGGGCAGCGCGUGGACGUCAAGGUGGUGAUGCUGGGCAAGGAGUACGUGGGCAAGACGAGCCUUGUGGAACGAUACGUGCACGACCGCUUCCUGGUGGGGCCCUAUCAGAACACCAUCGGGGCUGCCUUCGUGGCCAAGGUGAUGUCCGUCGGAGACCGGACAGUGACUUUGGGUAUUUGGGACACAGCAGGCUCUGAGCGCUACGAGGCCAUGAGCCGAAUCUACUAUCGAGGUGCCAAGGCUGCCAUCGUGUGCUAUGACCUCACAGACAGCAGCAGCUUUGAGCGAGCAAAGUUCUGGGUGAAGGAACUGCGCAAUCUGGAGGAGGGCUGUCAGAUAUACCUGUGCGGCACUAAGAGUGACCUGCUGGAGGAGAACAGGCGUCGUCGACGUGUGGACUUCCAUGACGUCCAGGACUAUGCAGAGGGUAUUAAAGCUCAGCUCUUUGAAACAUCCAGCAAGACGGGCCAGAGCGUGGAUGAGCUCUUCCAGAAAGUGGCAGAGGAUUACGUCAGUGUGGCUGCCUUCCAGGUGAUGACAGAGGACAAGGGCGUGGACCUGGGCCAGAAGGCAAAUCCCUACUUCUACAGCUGUUGUCAUCACUGAGUCACCACCCAGUGGCUUGGAAUUCCCCAAAAGGGCUGGACCCAGCUCUUGUCUGGACUUGGGUGGUCAAAUGUCUGUGCUACCCCAGGUCCCCAUGGCAGCAGAAGUGGCACCUGCCUGUGCUGGCCCAUGGAACGGAGGCAGCAUUGGGUUGACUGAUGGGCAUGAGGGGGACUGAUUUGGACCCUGGGCUUCUGCUCUGGACAGCACUUAUGUCUGCAGAUUACUUAAGUGGCUUUUGAUCUGUAAAUAAAAUCAAUGCACUGUGAAUCACA
This is a messenger RNA of Choloepus didactylus (southern two-toed sloth), 1244 nucleotides long. RefSeq names its product RAB24, member RAS oncogene family (gene RAB24). The transcript has 8 exons. NCBI's taxonomy places the organism in Eukaryota, Metazoa, Chordata, Mammalia, Pilosa, Megalonychidae. Gene Ontology annotation, molecular function: GTPase activity; GTP binding. The coding region runs from base 358 to 969 and encodes 203 amino acids. The record is from RefSeq and is a predicted model, not a curated record.